This is a messenger RNA of Tuber melanosporum (Perigord truffle), 694 nucleotides long. RefSeq lists its product as uncharacterized. The transcript has 3 exons. Gene Ontology annotation, molecular function: clathrin-cargo adaptor activity. Bases 72 to 506 code for a protein of 144 amino acids. Lineage: Eukaryota; Fungi; Ascomycota; Pezizomycetes; Pezizales; Tuberaceae. Gene Ontology annotation, cellular component: intracellular membrane-bounded organelle; AP-2 adaptor complex. Gene Ontology annotation, biological process: clathrin-dependent endocytosis; protein transport. The record is from RefSeq and is a predicted model, not a curated record.
CAUCAUUAGUAUCAUAGCUGCAAUACGAACCAGCUACCGCACUACACGCAACCUCCUCAAUCCCCCCAGCAAUGGUCCUCUCCUUCAUCCUAAUCCAAAACCGCCAGGGAAAAACCCGCCUAGCAAAGUGGUACGCCCCAUACGAUGACGAAGAAAAGGUCAAACUGAAAGGCGAAGUCCACCGCCUCGUCGCCCCCCGCGACCAAAAGAAUCAAAGCAACUUCGUGGAGUUCCGCAAUAAUAAGAUCGUUUACCGCCGCUACGCUGGCCUCUUCUUCUGCGUGUGCGUCGACGCGAACGAUAACGAGCUCGCGUAUCUGGAGGCCAUACAUUUCUUCGUGGAGGUGCUUGAUGCGUUUUUUGGGAACGUGUGCGAGUUGGAUCUUGUUUUUAACUUUUAUAAGGUCUAUGCGAUACUUGAUGAAGUCUUUCUGGCGGGUGAGAUUGAGGAGACAUCGAAACAGGUUGUGCUUACGAGGUUGGAGCACCUGGAUAAGUUGGAGUAGGGAGGUGGGUGGUGGGGAUCUGUGUGGGGAUUGGGGACGGAUAGUGGGAGGUAAAAUGUAAUCUUUUCGGGCGAUUCUUGUGCCUUUCUUUCUUUCUUUCUCAUUCUUAUCAGGGUAAUAGAUGGAUAGGUGGGCGGGAUACCACGAGAGUAAUAGAUAUAGGUGCUAUGGGUAUCCUAUAAAGGACC